Messenger RNA from Chaetura pelagica (chimney swift), 519 nucleotides. It is a transcript of the gene MSRB2, whose product is annotated as methionine sulfoxide reductase B2. Gene Ontology annotation, cellular component: cytoplasm. The coding region runs from base 1 to 519 and encodes 172 amino acids. Lineage: Eukaryota; Metazoa; Chordata; Aves; Apodiformes; Apodidae. Gene Ontology annotation, molecular function: peptide-methionine (R)-S-oxide reductase activity. The transcript has 5 exons. The record is from RefSeq and is a predicted model, not a curated record. Gene Ontology annotation, biological process: protein repair; response to oxidative stress.
AUGGCGGCUCUUCUGCUCCGAAGGGUGCUCGGGACCCGCCUUCUCCUCCUCCGCUCCCGCACCGGCCCCGGGGGCACAGACAAAGGUUCUCUGACUAAACAAGCUGAAGCAACUGUUGCUACAGACUGGAAAAAAAAAUUGACUCCAGAGCAAUUCUAUGUUACAAGACAAAAAGGAACUGAACCACCAUUCAGUGGAAUCUAUCUGCAUAACACAGAAUCGGGAAUAUACUGCUGCGUGUGCUGCAAUGCCCCACUGUUCAGCUCAGAAAAGAAAUACAAUUCUGGGACUGGAUGGCCAUCAUUUUCUGAAGCUUAUGGUACUUGUGGCAGAGAUGAAAGUAACACCAAUAUCAUGAGACAACCAGAUAACUCAUUGGGAUCAACUAGAACUGAAGUCGUCUGCAAACAGUGUGACGCUCAUCUAGGCCAUGUGUUUGAUGAUGGUCCCACACCUUCUGGGCAGAGGUUCUGUAUCAACAGUGUGUCAUUAAACUUCAAACCAGGCUCUGGACAGUGA